Ostrinia nubilalis (European corn borer) is the source of this 1878-nucleotide messenger RNA. RefSeq names its product zinc finger and SCAN domain-containing protein 32-like. The transcript has 4 exons. The record is from RefSeq and is a predicted model, not a curated record. NCBI's taxonomy places the organism in Eukaryota, Metazoa, Arthropoda, Insecta, Lepidoptera, Crambidae. The coding region runs from base 252 to 1868 and encodes 538 amino acids. Gene Ontology annotation, cellular component: nucleus. Gene Ontology annotation, molecular function: RNA polymerase II cis-regulatory region sequence-specific DNA binding; DNA-binding transcription activator activity, RNA polymerase II-specific. Gene Ontology annotation, biological process: regulation of transcription by RNA polymerase II.
UGGGAAGGAAAUGGAUGGUUUUAAAAAAACGAAAAACAUUUAAUUAAAUUAAUUACAAAAAUGCAAUACUAUUUCUUGUGAUACUGAUAUUUCAAGUAAUUAGAUAAGUAGCUUCAAUUCUAGUUAGGUUAUUUUAUACAUUGCAUGUUAGUGAAUUCCAUUAUUUAUUCCUAUUUUAAUGAACUCGUGAAUCUCUGACAUCUGACGUAGUGGAUCUAAAAAGGCUAAAUGUUAAUGAAUAAAGUCCAGAAAUGAAGCAUAAAAGUAAGAAGAAGUAUCAUCACAAUGACUCGGACUCCGAAAGCGACGUUCCGCUGGUGGACUUCCAGAGUCGAUCCAAGAGCAGCCUGUAUACGUACUCUGUGGAGAAAUGCGACUUUUGUGAUAUGAUCUUCUAUAACAAAUACAACAUGCUAGUCCACAACGCGAAGCACAUAAUAAUACCCUUAAUAAACCAGAAGCUCUACGAAUGCACCCAAUGCAAGCGCUUGUUCAACACCGUAGAAUCUCUCGAAUGGCACUCGAUCAAUAGUCACUCUUACAUCUCUAGCAAUAAGGAUUAUUUGCCCAAAAUACUGCAGAGCUUCGUCAAAAGGGAACCAGUCACAAUGUUGACUAAAGAACCUCUAAUAGAUAUAAGUUUACACAGAGCAAACGGUGAAAGUCCUGAUAUCACAAGUAAUGUACCUGAUUUAUUAGAAAGUUUCGUGAAGAAAGAGCCCGUGACAAUGCUCACAAAACUGCCUGAUCCACCGUCAAGAACUGAGAAUAUUCUAGAAAGUUUAGUGAAGAGAGAACCGAUCAUGUUGUUGAACAACGAAAGCUUUCUGAACAGCAAUCUCCACAAAGAUGAAGCUUACUCGGAUUCAGAUAGAGAUAUGCCAUCGGACAGUGAUGAUGGUGAUGAAAACGAAGUAUUGAAUAGCGAUGAUGAAAUAAUUGAAAUUAAAAGCAAGAUAGAGUUUGAAUACAUCAACAUUGAUACUGAAAAGAAGAUUAAAGACAGAUUGUUGUUCGAAGAUGAUGAUGAUGAAGUAUUUCAUGAUCCUAAUCUAUUUGUUAAUGAAAAAGAAGCUUUAAAUAACUGUAAAAGAAACACAAUAAUAUUAGGGAACAAGCCGAACGUGAAAUGUAAUGGGGAUGAAAGUGUGCAUGAAGAGGAAUUCCAUAGUGUGCAUUACGAUGAGCUGAUCAGACCAGGAGUGUAUCGUUGCAAAAAAUGCACCAUGGUUUUCCCUAGCAAAUUCGACGCCAUCAUCCACGAGACAGACCAUAUCAGAUUCAAACGCCGUGUGCCCUUCAUGUGCCGAAUCUGCGAUUGGGCAGUAGGGAACAACUUAGCAGCCCUACAGUACCACAAAAGACGGAAGCACCCCGACAAAGAAUUGAAAACUCACAAGGAAUUCACCAAGUGCUUCGAAUGUGGUCUCCGUUACAUCAGCAAUAUGAGACACAGGCAGAACUACCACAACGAAUUCGCUUGCAAAUUUUGCCGGGACGUGUUCACGUGUCAAAGUGAUUUGGAUAGUCAUAAGUUAGAACAUGUUAAAGGCGAUCACGAGUUUAAUUGGUCGAUAAAAACAGUGAAAGUGUGUGAUUUUUGCUUCGGCUGGUUUAAGGAUAAAGUGAAUUUGAAAUAUAAGCAUAUAAAAGACUAUUUUAGGUUGGGUGAACGGUUACAGUGUGAGCGAUGUGAGAAAUACUGCUUUCAAUUGAGGAUUGUGAGGAUCCGAUGGAGGAAACGAAGGAACCCCAUGAGAGAACAGUUGACGUACGAGUCUAAGAAAAAGAAACCUAUGAACAACUCAGAUAGGUUGAAGAAUGUGCAACAGCGGCUAAAGAUGUUGAAAACAUUAAAUAAAUUUUGAUUUCGCGUUU